AUGACAGUUCAGGAGAAAGCUAAAAUGGAAUAUAUUCGAUUGUCUCUGCCCGUGAAAUGUAAUGAUAAACUUCAACCAACUAAAGAUAAGGAAUCAAUAAUGCGUUCUUUACAUGAAAUUGAAAAGCAAUUGGCAGAGGAAGCGCAGCCUGUAGCUACAAUAAGACAUCCAGCUAUCCCCAAAGAAUUUGGUGACGAUACUAAACUGAACAAGAAAUCACUUGGCCGAUCGUUACUGUCAGCUUUUAAACACAGUGCAGAAGAAGACGAAAAUUCACCACGCUCAAAACCAAUAUCGUUUGAUGGCGAACACCACCUUGCAGAAACAUCUACCAUAAGAAUGUCUGGAAGUAUGCUUGAAUUAUCAAGUACUGAAGAGCAUCGGGAGGGAAAGCACAAGCGAGGCGGUUUGAUGGCGAGAUUUCAUCAAAGGAAAAAAGAAGGAGUGUCUAGCGAAAGUAAGCGUACCACAGGUGUAUUGCCGGAUGGACAUAUUGCGAAUGCAGAUGCUAUUUCGGCAGAAAGUGUACCGCCUUCAAUGCCAAAAGAUGAUCAAGAUAUGCCUCGAUCAGGUCCUGGACGAUCCCGACGGCUGAUCGGAUCAGACAAGUUGAAAAAGAAGAAUGAAAGGUUGUUGGAGCAUCGGAGGCCGUCGCUUGCAGCUCUGGAACAAAGCGUUACUGUAGAAGGAAACGUGCCAAGCUACGAUGUGCAGCCUAUGAUUGAACUAAGUGAUAAGAUCGAUGAAUUCUAUUACGCAAUUAGAAUUUUUCCGGGACAAGAUCCUGCAAAUGUUUGGGUUGGCUGGGUAACACCGAAAUAUCACUUUUAUGCUGAACGUUUUGUUAUUGGAGAAGCUGUCCGACGUUGCAAAUAUCAGGAAAUAAAUAAAAAUGUUAAUGAAGGAGAGAGCUUAGAAUAUCGAAACUGCUAUGUGAUGAAUGCCGCCGAGCUGCUGCAAUCGGUGCCAGACUCAGGGAAUACGAAAGUAUCCGGCCUGUUGAUCGGUUGUAUCAUCGAUACAUCUAUUGGAGAACUAUCAUUCUUGGCUUCAAAACAAGACACUGGUUUUCGAUUUAAAUUAGAACCUGGUGCUAUUCUCUAUCCUGCUGCAUUUGUGGCACCAACAAGUGCCGAAGUUUUACAGUUCGAACUUGGACGAAUAAAGUACACUUUCCCAUUGUCUUCGGCGAUGUUCAAAUCGUCACACAAAAGUUUGUUGCCAUUCUGUCCACCACGAUUGACGGUUCAGAAAUUAAAUCCCGUUCACUGGGCUCGAGUACCUAAUGAAUGUUUACGUACAACAGCUCUUAAACUUUCUGAUUUUAGAGGCUGGUCUGUCCUCUGUGACGAUCCCGUGCGCAUAAUGUCCAUUUAUGUACCAGAAAAGGACACUAGCUAUGAUAUUCUGGAAAUGAUUGAACAUAAUGAUUUCUUGAUAUUCCAUCGACAAACUCUCAACCUGUAUUGUAAGCUAGCAGCGCAUGGAAACCAGAAAGUAGCACACAUUUUAUGUUCACAUGUUGACGAAGAUCAGAUUAUGUAUGCCGUGAAGAGUCACUAUCUUUCGGGACCGCUUCGUCAAGGAUUCCAUGAUUUCCUAAUUGCCGUUCACUUACGAACAUAUGUUGAUGCACGACAAUCUACCGCCCGGGAAUAUGUUAUUCCACUGAAGCAAAAUCGUGAAAUUAAAAACAUCUUUCAUCCAGAGAAUGAAGAUCGUUUUCCGCAAAUUCUCGGACCGACGAUCUCCAUCCGGCCGACAAUAGUAUGCAGUGAAGUGCACAACGAUUUCGGAAAGGAUGCGGAAUCAAAGCUUCUACCGCCUGCAUUGAAUUUUGCUGCCUUGAAGGCUCAUGUUAUGUCAGCAUUGAGUAGCGCAACUGAACAUGCUGUUAUCAGUUGUCGUGAUUUGAUCGGUGGAAAUUGUUUAAAUCAUUUUGAACCACUUUUCAAGUUGUUCAAUUCGCUGUUAGUAAUUGGAAUGUUUGAUGACGAUGACCUGAAAGAUGUCAUGAAAUUAAUUCAUCCUAUUGUUUUUGAUGAAAAUUAUAUGCCAGGCUCGAAACAAAAAGGUUUGACAGAAAUUGAAUUAGCAGAGGGAGUGAAAAUCCAACUUACAAUUAUCCUUGAAAGCAUUUGUGAUAUCCAACUGAGACAUCGGGUUGAAUCGCUGGUUUCAUUCGCUGCUGGAUUUGUGAGUGAUUUACAGCAAGAUCAGUUUUCCAGAUAUAUGUCGAUUAAACAGACAGAUAUGUCACCAGCAGAAGCAGCUAAACGUACCAAAGAAUUUCGAUGUCCACCACGAGAACAGAUGUUCCGGUUGAUGAAAUGCAAAGCGGUACCGGACGAUAAUGUUGGCAUAAUGUUGGAUGAUGAAACGGAAUAUGAUCAAUGUCCCAUGGAUGAGGCAUUGCAACAACAGCUAAGAGAAUUUUGUUCACUGUUAGUGAACAAAGCAGGAUGCGCAAAGAAUGAAGAGAGUAAUGAACUCUCAGAGUUGAUAGUUCUGGAAGAAACCAAUUCAUGGGUAGAUCAGCUGGCUCAGCUUGUUAUUCGGGUACCACCACCAUUGUCUGGAGAAGAUAAAAAUAUAAAUCAUAAUGGAACUGAGAAUUUCAGACAUAUGAUUUGCACAAUGUUGAAGUCUUGGGCAACAUCAUCAGUGAUCGAAAGUAACGAGUUGAUCCGAAAGAUGUUCAGCCUUCUUUUGCGCCAGUAUACUGGUGUUGCUGAGAUGAUGAAGGCCUUAUCGCAAACAUAUGUGUUGCACGAGCGUAAUAUAGAGGAUGUACAAGAUUUCAUUGAAAAUUUGGUCCAAGUUCGCGAACUACUCAAUGUACAAUUUGAAAAUGCUGAAGAAGCAGUCCUAAAAAGGGGACUAUGGAAACUAAUGAACAACCGCAUUUUUUUCCAACAUCCCGAUUUGAUGCGUCUUUUAACAGUGCAUGAGAAUGUGAUGUGCAUUAUGAUGAACGUCCUCACAGCACAACAAGGAGCUGCAAAUCAUGGCGAGCCUGCAGAACAAGUUGAAAAUAUCGAAGAAAUUGCAAAUGCACAAGAAUCUAAGGAUGCGUCUGAAAUGGUUGUUGCAUGCUCACGUUUCCUAUGUUAUUUCUGCCGAACUUCCCGCCAAAAUCAAAAAGCUAUGUUCGAACAUCUAUCAUUUUUAUUGGACAACGCAACUAUGCUUCUCGCAAGGCCUAGCUUGCGAGGUUCGGUGCCACUCGAUAUUGCAUAUUCGAGUUUCAUGGACAACAAUGAGUUGGCUUUGGCUCUGAAAGAAGAUGAACUUGAUAAAGUUACAGUAUAUCUUAGCAGGUGUGGAUUGCAGCCAAAUUUAGAAUUGGUCGCUAAAGGUUAUCCAGAUAUUGGUUGGGAUCCAGUGGAAGGUGAGAGAUACAUUGAUUUCUUGCGAUUUUGUGUUUGGAUCAACGGAGAAAGUGUCGAAGAAAAUGCGAAUUUAGUGAUACGGUUAUUAAUUCGUCGGCCGGAAUGUCUUGGUGUUGCGCUAAAAGGUGAAGGACAGGGAUUAUUCUCAGCAUUUAAGGAAGCAAUCGCACUUUCGGAGGAUAUCCGAGCAUUGGAAGAAAAUGAAAAUCAUACAGUCAUUCAUAGUGCACUGCUAAGGGAACAACCGCACUAUCCAAACAAAGAAACAGAAGGUGAAGAUUAUGUUGAUCUCGGAGCUGCAACGCUCGAUUUCUAUUCUUCGCUCGUUGAUUUGCUCGCUAAAUGUGCUCCCGAUAAAAUUAAUAUACAAGCUGGUAAGGGAGACUGCAUGCGAGCCCGCGCUAUAUUGCGUUCUUUGAUUUCGUUGGAUGAUUUGGGUCAAAUCCUAGCUCUGCGUUUCACUAUACCAAAUUUGAUAGCUUCGGUGGCUACAGAUGAUGCUGGGCCAUUACCUGGUCUUCUUCCAAAUCAUAAGCAGUCAGUUCUUCUAUUCCUGGAUCGUGUUUAUGGUAUUGAUUCACAAGAAAUGCUUUUCCAUUUUCUCGAAAAAAGUUUCUUACCAGAUCUUCGAGCUGCUACAAUGAUGGAUUCGCCAUGCUCCGUGGAAAGUGAUACAGCAUUAGCACUGAAUCGUUAUCUGUGCAACGCUGUGCUACCUUUACUUACCAGUCAUUCAUAUUACUUCGCUAACGCUGAACAUCAUGCUGCACUUCUCGAUACCACGCUGCAUACGGUCUAUAGCAUGAAUCGUUUGCGAUCGCUAACCAAAAAUCAACGUGAUGCGGUAUCAGACUUCCUGGUUGCUAUCACUCAUGAACUUCCGCCAUCAAUGAUGGUGAAAUUAAUGCGUAAAGUUAUUAAUGAUAUCCAGGAAAUGGAUGAAAAUCUUUUGGUUCCAUUAAGGAUUCUAACAUUGCAUUACGAACGUUGUACGAAAUAUUAUGGAUCGGGUAAUCUUUAUGGAGUGGCUUCUGAAACAGAGAAGAGAUUAUCCAUGUUGCUCUUCUACGCCAUUUUUGAUUCACUUGGUAGCAAACAAUAUGAUCCGGAACUAUUUGGGAAAGCUCUUCCAUGCUUGACCGCUAUCGGCUCGUCAAUAUCACCGGAUUAUACCCUGACGACGACCGGUGACGAUAUGGAUAAAAUCCAGAAAACAAAAGACCGUGGAAUCUGGAAUCCAGAUCCAGUUGAUGUCAGUGGAAUUCAUUUCCAUGAUGACCUAAAAUCAGUGAUCGCCAAAUUUGCGGAACAUUUCCAUGACUCAUGGGCUAGUAGGAAGAUCGAAAAAGGAUGGAAUUACGGUGAGCUGUAUUCACGUCAAGCUCUUACACAUCCAAGAUUAAAACCUUUCGCCCUCUUGCCUGAUUUCGAAAAAAAUUUCUAUCAAGAACGUUGUGCGGAAUGUUUGCGUGCUCUAUUGGUAUGGAACUAUUCGAUCGAGUUAACGGAUCAUGACGCCGCUGAUAAAGCUGUUCAAAAUAAUGCUUCGUUGAGUAGUACCUCGAUUGAAAAUUUCAAUCCCAAACCAUUGGACUUGUCGAAUAUGACGCUGGAGAAAGAUAUGAUGGGCAUUGCAGAAAAGAUGGCGGAAGAGUCUCACAAGAUAUGGGCCAAAAAGGUACUCGUAGAUUUAAGUAGAGGAGGCACUAUGCCACCGCAACUUGUGCCAUGGGACUUGUUGACCGAUUUUGAACGUCGAAAAGAUCGAUUUCGAGCUGCAGAAAUUCUGAAAUUUCUUCAGUGUCAUGGAUAUCGCGUUUGGAGUUUAAAUAAAGCUGAGCCAUCUGCGGAACGUGUCAAAAUUGAUAGUGAACGUAGUUCGGUGGAGAAACGAUUUGCGUAUAAUCUGCUAAAGAAACUGAUUCAAUAUCUGGAGCAAGCAUCCUUAAAAAUGAAAACAAUCAAACCUAGUCAGGAGCUCACACGACAAAACAGUUUUAGGAAAGAAGGUCAAGAUGUGAAAUUCUUCGAAAAGGUAGUACUACCUUUAAUGCAUGCGUAUUUUAACGCACAUAAGAAUUAUUUCUUGGCCAGUAGCAGUAUAGUGCAAACCGGAAUGGCUUCUGACAAAGAAAAAGAAAUGGUGGCAAACUUAUUCUGUCGGCUAGCUUCGCUGUUUCGUUUCAAAAAUCAUGCUUUUGGAAAUGUUGCAAAGAUAACCGUGCGAUGUUUACAAGGCCUUACCCAAGCACUCGAUUUGAGAACGCUAGUGAAGAUAAAUUCGGACAUUGUGCGUACCGGUUUAUUGACAUUUUUCAAUAAUUGUGCGGAUGACCUGUUUUCUGCUGUCGAAGAGCUUCGAAACAAUGGACAGUACUCUUUACUGCGAGGCCAAAACUUGAAAUCAUGGGUAUCACUGGAAUUCGCUAAUCAAAUGAUUAUUCCUGUAUUGACAACGAUGUUUGUACAUUUGGGCAUAAAUCAUUUUGGCAGCGAUUUGUUGUUGGAUGAAAUUCAAGCAGCAUGUUAUAAAAUUCUAGACAGCGCAUAUCUCUUGAAUAGUUUGGCAGCAACUACUUCGCAAAGAAAAUCAAUCGCUUAUGAAAUGGAUAAACAUCGUCCAGCUCUUGGUCAGUGCCUUGCAGCAUUUGCUGGUUGCUUCCCUGUAGCCUUUCUGGAAGAUAAGUUUAAUAAAAAUAAUAAAUAUUCAUUAUUAGCCAAGUCGCAAGAUCAAUCCGUACAAGUACAAGAAAUGUUACAAAAUCUCUUGGCACAUAUUCCACAACUGGAUAAAUUAUUAACAGAAGUAGAACAAGUAGGACAAACAGAUGUCAUGUAUCGCGAUCAACCCGCUAUCUAUGAUGUCGAUUUACCACUUAUUUGUUCCUAUUUGACUUAUUGGUGGCAACUUGGCCCUGACAGCAGUAACCGAUCUACUGUUCCGGUUACGGAUGUUGGCAGCGAAUACAUCAACCGAAUCUUCCGUGUACUUCUUCAAAUGAUUCAUAAUCACAUUGGUGUCGAAAAUGCUUCCUGGCUUUGUCGGAUUAAUUUUUUCUCCGUCCAAAUUACACCAUACGUGAGUUGUGAUAUGGUGAAGGACUAUAUGCUUCCAGUUGCAGAACGCCUACGGCGAUUGGCAGAAAAAGCAUAUAGAGAAGAAGAACACAUGCGUACCCAUCCUGAUGAUGCUGAUGAAGGAACCGUUGCUGAGGAUAACGCCCAUCUUGUACGUGACGUAUACGCUUACUUUCCAGUCUUGAUGAAAUAUACGGACUUGCAUCGAGCACAGUGGCUUAAAUCACCAUCUUGGGAAACAGAUGGGAUUUACGAGAAUGUUGCCGUCAUUUUCAAGAUCUGGUCCCUCUCACAACAUUUCAAGCGUGAAGAGUUGAAUUUUAUGGCUCAGUAUGAGGAUGAAUCGGUAGCUGGUGGUACUGGUGAAAUGAAAACUGGCAAGGCUGCUAUUGCGGAACGCAAAAAGAAACGACGUGAAGGACAGAUGCGCAAAGAUAAGCAUGCAGGUUCGAUUGUUAUUGCUUGUCUGAAACGGUUAUUGCCGGUUGGUUUAAAUGUAUUCGGUGGUCGUGAAUUGGACAUAGUACAACAGGCGAAAGAAAAGUUCUUGGCUAAAGAACCAGAAGACAAAAUACGUGAACUUGUUCGUUCUCUUCUUGACGUACCAGCUAAGACUGAUCCGACAGAUAAAAAUGCUUGGCAGUUAAAUCUUUAUCGCAAAAUUGGGAAAUCCCAAAUGCGGAAUAAAGAUGUAAUGACGCUAGAUGGAAUAGUCGACAAAAUAACAAGUAUGGGUCAAGUGGUUGCUAUUUUACACAUUACUGAACAUCCACAAGGCUCAAUGGUUAACGCUUGGAAAACGAUGAUAUCCAGUCAACGGAAGAGAGCUGUCGUUGCUUGUUUCAGAAUGAUUCCACUCUAUGGAAUUCCGAGACAUCGAGCGAUCAAUUUUUUCUUGCCAGCAUUCAACAAACUUUGGCUGGAAGAUGAAGAUGUUGGACAAGAUGCACUGAUCAAAGAGCUUAUAUUAGAGGAUGAAAAACAAGAACAAGCACACAGUAAACCUGGCGAUGAGGAAGUGUUAAGUGACGAAAAAGACGAAAAGUCUCAAGCUCCUCCAGACCCAUUGAGACAACUAAUUCAGUGUUUCCAACGUGCAGCAACAAGUGAGCAAAGUCAAACGAUCUCCAUUGCCAAUGAUUCGCUGUUUGUAAAUUUUGCUAAAGUGAUGUCGAAAUCAGUGCACAUCGAAGAUGAAGAUGAAGGUGAUGAUGAGGGGGAGCUUGACCAAGCGCAAAAAGAAGAGAUAUCGCAAGCACUUAGGGCAGAGCAAGCAGUUUUGGCGGAUCGCGGUGCAGCAAUAAUGUGUCUCAUGUACCUCUCUGCUAGUAAUGGUGAACCAAGCGAUAUGGUGGCGGAAGCCCUACAGCUGGGCAUUCAUCUUCUCAAUGGUGGAAAUAGCAAAAUCCAGGAGAUGCUGAUCGGAUAUCUGCAACUGAAGAAGGAUGUCCGCUUCUUUACUUCAUUAGCUGGUUUAAUGAAUAAGUGCAGUGUACUUAAUCUUGAAAUGUACGAACGACAAAUCAAGGCUGAAGGACUUGGUAUGGGUGCUGAAUUAGCUGCUGCUGCUAAUCAAAAUCUAAAUGAUUCUGAAUUUACAUGUAGCCUUUUCCGAUUUCUACAGCUGACCUGCGAAGGACAUAAUUUAGAAUUUCAAAAUUAUCUUCGAGCUCAACCUGGUCAUACGACAAGCGUGAAUCUGAUCAACUGCACUGUUGAUUAUUUGCUAAGGUUGCAAGAAUCGGUGAUGGACUUCUAUUGGCACUAUUCAAGCAAGGAUGUAAUUGAUGAGAGUGGUAAAGAAUAUUUCCUGAGGGCUAUUCAUGUGUGCAGUCAAGUAUUCAACACACUUACUGAAAGUAUACAGGGUCCUUGUACUGGGAAUCAGAUGACACUUGCGAACUCUCGUUUGUGGGACGCCAUCAACGGAUUUUUCUUUCUUUUCGCACAUAUGAUGGAAAAAUUGUACAAAAAUAGCACGCAACUGGAAUUAUUAAGAGAAUUUUUAAAUCUGCAGAAAGAUAUGAUUGUACUCAUGUUAUCUAUGCUCGAAGGAAAUGUGCUUAAUGGAUCUAUUGGUAAACAGAUGGUUGAUGCGUUAGUUGAAAGUGAACAGAAUGUAGAAAUGAUAUUGAAGUUUUCGGAUAUGUUUUUGAAACUGAAAGAUCUAACAACGUCACAAGCGUUUCAAGACUUCGACACAAACCGUGACGGCUGGAUUUCACCUAAAGAAUUUCAACGUGCUAUGGAAAGCCAGAAAAUGUACUCUGUUGAGGAAAUAACAUAUCUAAUGAUGUGUACAGAUGUGAACAAUGAUGGUAAAGUGGAUUACAUGGAAUUCACAGAACGUUUUCACAAUCCUGCCCGAGACAUCGGUUUCAACGUUGCUGUACUACUUACGAAUCUCAAAGAGCAUAUCACGAGUGAUCCACGUCUGGAAAAAAUAAUCAAACAAGCCAGCAGUUUGUUGGAGUAUUUCGAUCCUUAUUUGGGUCGAAUCGAGAUAAUGGGCUCCAGCAAGAAAGUAGAGAAAAUCUAUUUUGAGAUUCAAGAAUCAUGGCUGGAACAGUGGAGCAAACAACAAAUCAGAGAUUCCAAGAAUUCUUUCCUCUUCAAUGUGCUUCAGGAUGAUGGUGGAGAUCAAGGAAAAUUGGAGGCAUUUAUUAAUUUUUGUGAAGAUACUAUUUUUGAGAUGCAAUAUGCAGCAGAAAUCAGUGCUGGUGAUAUAGCGGAUUCAAAAAUUGAACGAGCUAAAAAACAGCGUGAUUAUUUUUUACAGCAAACUUCAGCUGGCGCACAAAUUUCGGCAACUUUUAAAACUGGGUUCAGCUAUGGAAUCAAUGCUGCGAAUGCUCUAAAGCCAGCAAAUGUCAAGAAAAUAGUUAGCACAGCUAAUGCUAACUUUAGGUCGAUGACGUGGGCGCAGUUAACACUUGCCAUUAUUACUCUGUCAGCAAAAGUCUCCGUGAAAGUAGCGAUGUUCAUUUAUCUGGUCAGCUGUACACUGUUCCGAUUUGGUUAUUAUUUGAUGACACCGGAUCGUGAUGAAUUGGAGGUGGAACAAGCUGCGCUACCGAUGCCUGAAAGCACCGGCAUGCCGCAUAUCUCUCCAGUUUGGCCAUCUCUUCAGCAGUAUCAUCGUUCCUGUAAUUACGAUGUAUUUGGUGUGCGUCUAUCACCUACUCAUGCCCAAACACCAACAACAUUUCAAGGACAGUCAAAAGCUGAAGCUACAGAUGCACCGACAUCAGUUCAACAAUCAGAAACCGUUUUGAAACCAUCUCUGGCUGCACAGCAGGGUCCGAGUUUGUACGAAACUCAAAGCGUUAGCAGCAUUGCUGCUCACUACAAUCAAGUAGUUUCACCAACAAUAUCGGAAUGUGGCGUUACUGAUUAUUAUGAACCAAAAAUUGCUGAACAAAUUCCGCCACGUAGUCGAGGAUCGCUACUUAAUAUGCUGGCUCGUAAUUUCAAGACAAUCGAGAAAACUACACUAUAUUUAGCUUUCUUCAUUAACGUUAUUUUACUGUUCCAUCGAAUACGGAUUUCGGAUAGUGUAACAUCAGUAGGUGAUACUGAUGAAGAUAUGGAAUCAGUUUAUAUCAGUGGAGUGGUGUUGCCAUACACAUCCUGUGAAGUGACCGGUUGGAUGCUAGCACAGUUACUUUACUGGAUAAGCGUUCUGCACGCUGUUGCAUCGUUUGCUUUGUUGGUCUCAUUCUAUCAAUUAAAGAUCCCACUCAUAACUUUUAAACGUGAGAAGGAAGUUGCACGUCGUUUGAUGUUCGAUGGCUGUUGGCUUACCGAAGAUGAUGAUGAGGAAAGAAGUUUGACGAAUACUGUUUUCUGGUAUAUUGAUCGUAUUGUUAUCAGUUCGAAAUCAUUUCCUAUGAAAUACUGGGAUAAAUUUGUUCGCCGGAAGACACGACAAAAGUUCCGUGACCAGAUUGAUGAAGAAACAUUAAUCACAGUCUUGGGCGAAGAUAAACCGGCAACUGACACUGCCUUUGAUUACAGAUAUGCAUGUUGGCUAUGGCUUGGAGUUAUUUUGACCAAUGGACAGUUCUUGUAUCGUGUCCACUAUUUACUUUGCUCAGCUCUUGGUGUCUUCGUUUCCCCUUUCUUCUAUGCAUUUCACCUGAUAGAUGUAGUACUCUCUUUUCCCAUGUUAAAAGCUAUUUUACAAUCUGUCACUCAUAAUUUGCAACAGUUGAUUUUGACAAUUAUGAUGACAUUGGUGGUUGUCUAUUUAUAUACCGUGCUAGCAUUUAAUUUCUUCCGCAAGUUUUACGUGCAAGAGGGUGAAGGCGAUGAACCACCAGACCGAAAAUGCCACAACAUGUUGACGUGUUUUAUUUAUCAUUUCUAUGCCGGAGUACGCGCGGGUGGAGGUAUCGGUGAUGAGCUAGAAUCUCCGUACGGUGAUGAUUUAGAAUACUGGCGAAUGCUUUACGACAUUUCGUUCUUCUUCUUCGUUAUCAUUAUUUUGCUUGCCAUUAUGCAAGGUUUAAUUAUUGAUGCAUUCGGUGAAUUACGUGAUCAACAAGAAUCAGCAACUGAAAAACUAGAAUCAUCUUGUUUUAUUUGUGAUAUUGGCAAGGAAACAUUUGAUCGAUUGCCGCGUGGCUUCGAGAUACAUACCUCUAAGGAGCAUAAUUUUGCUAAUUAUCUUUUUUUCCUUCAACACUUGGUGAACAAAGAUGAAACGGAAUAUACAGGACAGGAGACAUAUGUGCGGGAGAAAUACGAUAAUCGCGACUGGGAAUUUUUUCCCGUUGGCGAAUGUUUCAUGAAACAGUACGAAGAUCAACUGUUACAAUCCUAAUGCUUCAAUUAUGAAAUUCGAGUGGAAGUUAAUCCCAACAGAUUUGAUGUGAUUCCGAAAGCAAUUCUUGGACUAAUUUUGAGAUCCUAAAUUAUGCUUAGUUGAAAUUUGUCUUUUAAGACUCACAAUUUAUUAUACACUUAUUGCUAUCCAUAGCGUAUCUAUUCAUUUAAGGAUUGUUUAUUUGUUCCAAAAAGUUAAAUCAUUCUUUUUGGAAAUUAGCCAUUGCUUUGAUUUAAAACUUUGAAUUUGAAUUCAAGUUUCUAUCUCGAUGUAAAACGAGCAGCUUCAAUUGUGUUUCAUUUUUUUCUCGGAGCACCCGUAAAACCCCCCUGUCUUCAACAGCAAAAUUGAUAUCCCAGAAGCGGUGGCUUUUUCUCAUCGCAUUCUGCCCUGACGAGCAAAACUUUACCAGAUGUGUGAUUGCCGGUAUGCCUUCUCUCCAGUUCUGCUUUUUAUGUGCAUGCUUAUGUGUCUUCGGCGGAUUCCCUGUCCAUUAUUUAAGUUUAGUUACUUGGCAGCAUUGUUGGAAUCGUUCCUCAUUUUCGUGAACGCACUGCUUUACUAUUUGUCUAGUUGAGAUGAUUUCAGUUGAGAUGCGCUUAAAAUGGAAAAAUAGAAUAAAAAUUCACGUAAUAAUUUAAUAAGUGCUGUUAUGAAUUUUCAAACUGGAAGUCUGGAGUAUCCAAAAAAGUCAAUUAUAAAUUCAGGCAAAUCCAAAGAUUCAAAAUUUAAUCUCCUGUUCUCUUCCCCCGUCUUCUAAAAAAAAAUUUAGGAGAAGUCUCAGAGAAUUUAGACGCUCAGUUUGUAAU
Molecule: messenger RNA, 12107 nt
Organism: Loa loa (African eye worm)
Lineage: Eukaryota; Metazoa; Nematoda; Chromadorea; Rhabditida; Onchocercidae
Product: ryanodine Receptor TM 4-6 family protein
Exons: 77
Coding region: 1-11295 (3764 amino acids)
Biological process (GO): intracellular calcium ion homeostasis; calcium ion transmembrane transport
Cellular component (GO): Z disc; smooth endoplasmic reticulum; sarcoplasmic reticulum membrane
Molecular function (GO): protein binding; calcium ion binding; ryanodine-sensitive calcium-release channel activity
Source: RefSeq, a predicted model, not a curated record